This is a messenger RNA of Xenopus laevis (African clawed frog), 2573 nucleotides long. It is a transcript of the gene elk3.L, whose product is annotated as ELK3, ETS transcription factor L homeolog. Gene Ontology annotation, cellular component: nucleus. The transcript is spliced from 5 exons. Gene Ontology annotation, biological process: regulation of transcription by RNA polymerase II; DNA-templated transcription; negative regulation of DNA-templated transcription. The record is from RefSeq and is a predicted model, not a curated record. Gene Ontology annotation, molecular function: DNA-binding transcription factor activity, RNA polymerase II-specific; sequence-specific DNA binding; DNA-binding transcription factor activity. The coding region runs from base 403 to 1680 and encodes 425 amino acids. NCBI's taxonomy places the organism in Eukaryota, Metazoa, Chordata, Amphibia, Anura, Pipidae.
AUGUGUGCAAACUAUGUGUGUUGUGACUGUUCCUGUUUUACUAUGUGUGUGUGUUGUACCAGAGCGAUGCUAAAACAUGAGCAGCGGCCAGAGAGAGGAGAGGGAGGAAAAGCCUGUUUACACAGACUGCAAACCGCCUGGGGAAUAAUGCAGGAAAGGAAGUGAGCCGGCUCUCUGUCUGACUGCUCCAACUUCCUGCUCUCUCACACACACACACAUAUACACACACACACAUAUAUACCAAAGGGAAAAAAGAAAAGAAAGAAAAAAAUCAGGAUCUCAUUACUACAGAAACCUUUGCAGACGACCGCCAGCAUGGGAAACGAAGGGAUUUUACCAAUAUAAUUUUAGAAAGUUAUAAAGGACAGAAGAAAGUUGCUAGAGGACAGCAGGAGUCUGGGUAUGGAGAGUGCUAUCACACUGUGGCAGUUCCUGUUGCAAUUGCUACUCGACCAGAAACAUGAGCAUCUCAUCUGCUGGACAUCAAACGAUGGGGAAUUCAAGCUGCUCAAGGCUGAAGAGGUGGCCAAACUCUGGGGACUGAGGAAGAAUAAAACUAACAUGAACUAUGACAAACUGAGUCGGGCCCUUCGAUAUUACUAUGAUAAGAACAUCAUCAAAAAGGUCAUUGGACAGAAAUUUGUGUACAAGUUUGUUUCCUUCCCGGAGAUACUAAAGAUGGAUCCGCACUCGGUGGAAGUCAGCAGGGAGAGUGUAUUGCUGCAGGACAGCGACUGCAAGAUCCCGUCUGAUCUCAGAGAACAUCAUAAACAAACACUGGCAGCGCUGAGAAGUGCCAGUCGGAAUGAAUAUAUCCACUCAGGCCUGUAUUCCUCCUUCACUAUUAACUCCCUGCAAAACCAGACAGAGAACUACAAGUUUAUCAAAACAGAAAACUUACAGGAACAUGAAGAGGAGGAGGAAAAGGAAGAAGAGGAGGAUGAGGAGGAGGAGGUCAAACCAUCCAUCAGGAACUUGGUGGAGGAAACCAGAACUGUUAUAAGAUUUGUUACAAACAAAACAGAUAAGCAAUCUGUCCGACCAGUGGUUUCCUUGCCAGCUACAUCAGAAUCAUCAGCUUUCCUUUCCUCCUCUUUGUCUAAUAAAGGUUCUUCUCUAAAGUACCCCAAUGUAGCUAGUGUGUCCUCAGCAUCUACUUGCUCUUCCCGUUCCCCAUCCCUGUCCCCCAGUCUGUCCUACCCAAGUGACCAGAGAAGUCUGUUCCUUGAAUACUCCUGUCAUGGCGCAGAUUCCGUGGAACCAUUAAACCUCUCCGCUAGUUCCAAAUCAAAACUAUCAAAACUAUCAUCAUGCCAUCCACCCAAAGCCAAGAAGCCCAAAGGCCUAGAAAUCUGCUCUCCGCCUCUGCUUCUCUCUAGCAGUGAUAUUGGAUCCAUUGCUCUCAAUAGCCCAGCACUUCCGUCAGGAUCCAUGACCCCAGCAUUUUUCACAGCUCAGACACCAAAUGGAUUACUGUUAACCCCUAGUCCACUGUUGUCCAGCAUUCACUUCUGGAGCAGUCUCAGUCCUGUCGCUCCAUUAAGUCCUGCCAGGCUGCAAGGACCAAACACCUUGUUCCAGUUUCCCAGCCUGCUGAAUGGUCAUUUACCAAUGCAGCUGCCAGGAUUGGACAGAGCAUCAUCUCCAGUGCUUCUAUCAUCCAACACCCAAAAAUCCUGAUGCACUAUGGGAAGGACUUUAAUAACUCAUAAUACCCAUAAUAAUCUCCCUUUCCAGGAGCAAUCUGUGAAGAGCAUGGCCAUUUUCACUUGGCACUUUUUCUUGUUGUUUACCUGAGUUCAGUUCCAAGUGUUGUACAUAACACCAAAUGAAUCGGACACUCCCAGCAUGCUCCUCCGUUAGCUAUGAAUUGCUUUAAACUGUAGUUUAAAGGCUACUAGGAGAACCACAGGUUGGCUCUAUGUAUUAAUUGUAACAGAGCAUGUGAUAUACAGUAGGUUUUGUAUAUGCAAAGUGUUGAGCACUGUUGAAUUCCAUUUCUCCAGUUGACACUGUGGGCUAGUUAUACUAAACCCUGUAAGGCUUAUACUUGGGGAUGGAAGCCAGAUUGCAAAACCCCCAAAAAGCUGAUCAUUUAAGUAGUGAUCAUUGCACAGCUCAGCAUAGUCUAGUUGUGCCAGUAGUAUCCCUGGACAAGCCAAUGUUUGCCUUAUGUUAUGCACUUGAGCUUAUGGAAACUAUAACCGUCUGUGCCUUCUCUUGCAUACUACAUUUUUGUGUAUUUUACAUUAUGGAUAACACUUCUGGGGAAGUAACCUGUAUUAGGGCAAUAAAAAGAAAAGUGUCAUAUUUUGGUGAUAAACCCCCCCAAAAAAAACAACCAAAAUUGUAAUCACUUAGCGUCCGAUUUUCAUUUUUUGCCCUAUAACUACACCCCCCCCCACUUUAGAUUGACAUGACCUCUCUUUCUUAGAAUUCUAAGCCCGAGUUCCCAAACUUAUAUUCCAGACUUAUUUGUAUUUAGUGCUUUUCAUUUUUAUUGAAAUAUGGCCUGAAAUGUUUUUUCUUAAUUUGUUGAGAAAAAAAAAAUAAAAAAAAAUGUCACAACAAAA